AUGCUCGAGAUUGGAAUAGAUCAUGCUUGGACCACCAAUGCCAGUCAGCGUUGCCUUUGGAAAAUGAAUAUUCUUCCAUCAGGAAUAAAUCCCAAUCGGCAGCAACUUAUCUUGGUUGGUAAGGGAGUAGUACUUGGGAGCAAUCCAGGGCUUUUAUUUUCUUUCCCGUGGCUAAAGAUGGACCCUAUAGAAUUUUUCAGUAGAAAUGACUCUGCAGUUGGCCUAGCAAAAUUUUUAAGGACUCAAAAGAUUCGAAAACUUCCACGAAAUUUCCGGUUUCUGACUUUCAUUUUGCGUAUUGAGAGCACCUUCUCUCAGAUUCACCCCUAA
This is a messenger RNA of Dovyalis caffra, 330 nucleotides long. The record is from the annotation of a GenBank genome assembly. NCBI's taxonomy places the organism in Eukaryota, Viridiplantae, Streptophyta, Magnoliopsida, Malpighiales, Salicaceae.